AUGAGCGGGGGAUCUGACGGAGGAGGUGGAGGGAUGGAGAGCGCCAGUCAGCUCAAACCAACGCCGGUCAUCUACGCAGAGCUGUUGAACAUCUCCACCAACGACACCCAUGCCAACUUCAGCACAAAGGCGGAGGAAAAGGGCGCGAGCUUGGCUUUCCAGGCGGGUCUCGCCGUGACUUUAGCCCUCAUAACUUUCGCCACGACGCUUUCCAACGCGUUCGUCAUCGCCACCAUUUACCAGUCUAGAAAACUGCACACUCCGGCAAACUUUCUGAUCGCCUCCCUCGCGGUCACGGACCUGCUCGUGUCCAUCCUGGUGAUGCCCAUCAGCGCGCUGUACACGGUGAGCCAGACCUGGACUCUGGGCCAGGUGGUCUGCGACAUCUGGCUCUCCUCGGAUAUCACGUGCUGCACUGCCUCCAUCCUCCACCUGUGCGUAAUCGCGCUGGACCGGUACUGGGCUAUCACAGACGCGGUGGAGUACUCCAAGAAGCGCACACCUGCGCGCGCGGCGGGGAUGAUCGCCACCGCCUGGGUGAUCGCCAUCUCCAUCUCCCUGCCGCCCUUCUUCUGGCGCCAGGUGAAGGCGGAGGAGGUGACGAGCUGCAACGUGAACACCGACCACAUUUUCUACACCAUCUACUCCACCUUCGGCGCCUUCUACAUCCCCACGCUGCUGCUCAUCGCGCUGUACGGCAGGAUCUACGUGGAAGCUCGGAAGCGCAUUCUGAAGCAGUCGCAAAACAAGCCCGGGAAGAGACUCACCUCCGCGCACCUGAUCACCAACUCCCCGGGCUCGGUGGCGUCCACCACCUCCCUGAACUACGGGACGAACGACACCUCCUCCUGUGACACUACCUCCUCCUGCGCCAAUGUGAGCCAAGUGAAGGUGACCGUGUCCGACGCGCUGCUGGAGAAGAAGCGGAUCUCUGCUGCCAGGGAGAGGAAGGCCACCAAAACUUUGGGAAUAAUCCUGGGAGCUUACAUCAUCUGCUGGCUCCCGUUUUUCAUUUACACCCUUCUAGUGCCUCUGUGCGAGUCCUGCUUCCACCCGGAGUUAUUUGACAUUUUCACCUGGCUUGGUUACCUCAACUCUUUGAUCAACCCCAUCAUUUAUACCAUGUCCAACGAGGACUUCAAGCAGGCUUUCCACAAACUCAUCAGGUUUAGAUGUUGCAGGGCCUGAGUAGUCAAUUCCAGCCAUCAUUACCCCUCCCCCAGUCGUAUGACGCCAGAAUCCAGGGCUGGCCCGAGCUUUUAUGGGGCACUAAGCAGAACUGCACCCCCUCACCACCACCACCUGAGCACCAUCAGUUCUUAACUCUUAUUAGUGCUUGAUCACGUUCUUCUCUGUAAAUGUAACACAUCCAUUCAUUUGCAUUAACUGUAGUUGGCUUACAUCAAACCAGUAUGUUUUUUAAUCUUACUGGAUCAGCAAAUUAAAAGAAAUGUCUUAAUUUGGACUGUUUUAAUAUUUAAAGGCUGACAUCCUAAAGUUGUAUUUAAAGUUAAUAGCAAAUGUUACAUCACAACACAUUUAGAGUAAACAAACAUGUACAAAACAUAUAGUCUUUCACUGCAAAAUGGCCUAAAACUGAAGCCAACUUGUCUGAAAUUCUGCUGCGCAACAAACCACAUGCACCAUACGACAGAGGCGGCGGGAUCUCAGCAUUAUUUGACCCACAACCAUGAUUACAAUAGAAUAAAAUCCCGUUUUUGUGUGUAUUAUCAUUUUCGUGUAAAGGUGCUGGUGGCGUGGGGGCCCCACGUGGCUGUUUAGUGUGCUUAUUCCUUGGGCCAGCCCUGCCAGGAUCUUCUCACACCCACAUAAUUCAGUCCCUGUGGCUCUCCUGAGGCUUCAUCAUCGAUAUUCAGAUUAUUAAUCAUAAUGUGGCUCCAGGAUGAGUUUUCAGCUGAUGGACGGUGCAGAGAUGCAUUGACCUGCCUCCCAGUCUGAGUGCAGUCGAAUUCUUUUUUACGGUGAGGAAGCCCAUCACGCCCCUACAGGAGUCUGUUCUCUACAUGCUGCUCUGGACUGCAACCUGCAGAUUCACUUUGCCAUUAGACAGCCGACCUCAGUUGGCUUGUAAGCACAAACAGCUUAGAAUUAAGCUACCAAGAGCCCCGCGGGCAAAAAAUAAGUUUUGUGUUUUAUUUUCCUGACUCAGUAAGAGGAAAUUCUGGUGCCUAUAACGAGCUUAGUUUCCAGUCAUGCCUGGCCUACAGAGAGAUGAAAGCAUGGCAAAGUUUGGUUUAUUGUGUGGCCAGAGCUUUUUUUUUUUUUUUUGGUUCUUUUCAUGCUGUGCUGACGUUCACCUAAAACACAGCUCCCAAAUGAGUGUAAAUGUUUGACCUGUGUGCAUCGAUGUGAUCUUCUCCUCAGUUUGUCUCAGAGUUUCACUCAGUUAACUAAUAAAACAGAACCAGUCAGCUCAAAGAGGACGAGUCAGAAUCUAUUCCCUAAUGUCCUUCAUGUUUGGUUUCAUGUAAGGGAAAGAAAAUGAUUCAGAUCCAAGAGAUAAGCCACACUCCUCUCUUGGAAUUUCUACUUCCCACCAGGGAAAACUUGCAGAAGAGGAUUAACAUAUUUUUUUUUAAAUGCUGGAAAAUGUCAUGGUAUUCUGAUCAAAAAAUCACUCCUUCACAUGUUAAAUGUCAAGCUGCAACUGCAGCUGCUGGUCCCUUAAAAGAACAUUUAUGGAAGGAAAAAAAAAGGGGGGGAUAAAAGAACUAAAAACGUUGUUUUUUUAUUUUUUUGUUUGUCUUUUUUUUUUUUUUUUUUUUGAUAAUUGCUUGAAAAAGUGCAUUUCGUGUCCAUGGCUGCAGAAAGAGAUCACAGCUUUAUUUUUCCUCACAUCUGAACUGAAUUUAUCAACAGAACUCUGUCCUCACUGCAGAAAAAUCUAAAUAAACGUACAAAAUCUGAAGAAGAUUCUUAAAAUCACAUUUUCACUUCUGUGUGUUUGAGUCUGGACAGAGCCUCAGUGCCCCGUGCACGUCAUGCACAACAGAGAAAGUGUCUGAAUUUAGUUUCAGAAACAUCCAGGAGCUCUUUCAGAUCUUUUAAAGGAACAUUUUGACUUCCUGAAGCUUUGCUCUCGAGCAGCAGACGAGCAGAUUGAUGCCACGGCAGUUUUCUGAUUUACACUCACAUUCUUGUAAAUCUGAUGGAAUCACUACGGACAUUUUUCCUGCUCCAAAAAUUCAAAUCUGGUGGCCGCAUUACCCAUAAUGCAUCAGAUAGAUCUAUCAAAGCAGCAGCAGGGAUGAGGAGCAGCAACAGAGGUCUGGUAAGAUCACAAAUUUCUCUUUUUCUUUUCACCUUGUGGUUUUGAGCCCAUGAUCAGGCUUUUGGCCAUGGUUGGAAUUACAGUGAGUACUUGCUGGUACUUAGUAGUAAUACAUCCCAGUACAGUUCACUGGUAAGGACGGUGGACCAGAAAGUCAGGUGGACGACUGAGUGGUUAAUAUUGUGACAUAUAAUCUCCAUAAAUAAGGAGGAUAAAGUGGUUUUUACUGGCUUCUGUUCAUUGCUGUGAAGAAGCAGCUGUACCUCCAAAUAAAAGUUUUUUCGUGCAGAGAACAACUGAAACUUGGAUUUUUCAAAUAGUAGCUGAACUUUGUUUUAAUGAUAAAUAUUCUAAAUACGAUCAGAAUCUCCAUAAAUCAGGAGGUGUUGACUGUGACGAGGCACCAGCUUCGCUCGCGUUAUUUCUCUGAUCAGUA
Messenger RNA from Melanotaenia boesemani (Boeseman's rainbowfish), 3728 nucleotides. RefSeq names its product 5-hydroxytryptamine receptor 1B-like. Gene Ontology annotation, molecular function: G protein-coupled serotonin receptor activity. The record is from RefSeq and is a predicted model, not a curated record. Lineage: Eukaryota; Metazoa; Chordata; Actinopteri; Atheriniformes; Melanotaeniidae. Gene Ontology annotation, biological process: chemical synaptic transmission; bone remodeling; vasoconstriction. Gene Ontology annotation, cellular component: plasma membrane.